This is a messenger RNA of Lachancea fermentati, 1284 nucleotides long. The record is from the annotation of a GenBank genome assembly. NCBI's taxonomy places the organism in Eukaryota, Fungi, Ascomycota, Saccharomycetes, Saccharomycetales, Saccharomycetaceae.
AUGAAGUUGGAAACAAGCCACAUGCGAUAUUUAACUGCAGAUGACUUUCGGGUUCUUCAAGCAGUUGAGCAAGGAUCCCGUAACCACGAAGUAGUUCCUACCCAGAUGAUCCAUCAGUUGUCCGGAAUGAGAUCGAUUUCAGGUACAAACAGAGCAAUCAGUGAUUUGGCUAAAUUGAAACUGGUUUCUAAGUUAAGGAACGCAAAGUAUGAUGGGUACAGACUGAGCUACAAUGGGUUCGACUAUCUUGGUUUGAAAGCUAUGCUCAAUAAGGAUACAGUCUACUCUGUCGGUAACAUCAUAGGUGUGGGAAAAGAAUCCGAUGUUUAUCGUGUCAGCGAUAGAAAUGGCCAAGCAAAAGUUUUAAAAAUCCACAGGCUAGGACGUACGUCAUUUCACACCGUGAAGAACAACAGAGAUUACUUAAAACGCAAUCAAAGCGGUAGCUGGAUGCACCUUUCCCGCCUUGCAGCCAACAAAGAACAUCAAUUCAUGUCACUAUUGUACUCAAAAGGUUUUACGGUUCCUGAACCCUUCGACUAUUCACGUCAUAUGGUUCUCAUGGAACUAAUAAACGGUUUUCCCAUGAGAAGGCUUCGGAAGCACAAGAACUUACCUAAAUUAUACAGUGACUUAAUGUGCUUUAUUGUCAAGUUAGCAAACCAUGGACUGAUUCAUUGCGAUUUCAAUGAAUUUAAUAUUAUGAUAAAAGAUGAAACAGAUGGUGAAGAUGAUUGCGGGUUUAUUGUUAUCGACUUUCCUCAGUGUAUUUCCAUCCAACAUAAGGACGCAGAGUACUAUUUCAAGCGUGACGUUGAUUGCAUUCGUAGAUUCUUUUUGAAAAAGCUCAAAUAUGAACCGGCGGCUGAUUCCUCCAUGUUAGACGUCGAAGGGUUCGGAGAAGGUUAUAAGUAUGCAUACCCUGUCUUCAGUCGAGAUGUUAAGAGAUGCGAUAAUCUUGAUGAGCUAGUUCAGGCAUCAGGUUUCAGUAAAAAACAUCCAGGAGACAGGAGCUGGGAAGAAGCAGCUGAACUAAUGAGAAAAGAUGUAGAUGAUGAAGAAAGCAAUGAUUCACAAAGUGAAAAUGGAAGUGAAGAUGAACUUAUCUACAGCGAUGAAUCGGAAGACUACGAUUACUACGCUUCAGAUUCAGAAGACGAGCCCACUGGUAGCGAAGAAGAAGAUGGUCUCCACGAAGAGAAUGAACGAAUUAUUGAAGCAUUGUCAAGCGGAGUGGGAAAUCUGAAGAUGGACAAAUUGGGAAACUAUGUAUUAGAGGAUUAA